CUCCCGACUACCGACAACAAGACUCGCAAUCAUGGCUGUCGGCAAGAACAAGCGUCUUUCAAAGGGAAAGAAGGGUCUCAAGAAGAAGACCGACACCUUCGCGAAGAAGGACUGGUACAACAUCAAGGCCCCAGGAACUUUCGCCGUCCGAGAUGUCGGAAAGACCCUCGUCAACCGUACCACCGGUCUCAAGAACGCCAACGACGCUCUGAAGGGCCGGAUAUUCGAGGUUUCGCUCGCCGAUCUCCAGAAGGAUGAGGACCACGCUUUCCGCAAGGUCAAGCUCCGCGUCGACGAGGUCCAGGGCAAGAACUGCCUGACCAACUUCCACGGUCUCGACUUCACCUCCGACAAGCUCCGCUCCCUCGUCCGCAAGUGGCAAUCCCUCAUCGAGGCCAACGUCGUUGUCAAGACCACCGACGACUACCUCCUCCGCCUCUUCUGCAUUGCCUUCACCAAGCGACGACCGAACCAGGUCAAGAAGACCACAUACGCCCAGUCGUCCCAGAUCAGGGCCAUCCGCAAGAAGAUGGUUGAGAUCAUGGCCCGCGACGCCAGCUCAUGCACCCUCGCCCAGCUUACCCAGAAGCUCAUCCCCGAGGUCAUCGGUCGCGAGAUCGAGAAGGCCACCCAGGGCAUCUACCCUCUCCAGAACGUACACGUACGAAAGGUCAAGCUCCUCAAGGCACCCAAGUUCGACCUUGGUGCCCUCCUCGGUCUCCACGGCGAGUCAAGCCAGGAUGACUCUGGCCAGAAGGUUGAGCGUGAGUUCAAGGAGACCGUCCUUGAGCAGGUUUAAGGUCUUGUUGGAUAGGCAAGGGGUUCUUGGGUCUUUUCAACUUUCCGCGGCAUGAUAUCGGCAUUCCAAAGGUGUUUGUGUUUACAAAUGAAAGAUAAACAUGGCCCUUGAUGCGAUCCCGCGGCAGUGAUGGCGUGCAUGGGGUACGAUCCGCAUCUGGUGUUAACAGGUCAUGCGGGAAAAGUAUCAUGGAAAUGACAUUGAUGAGUUCCAAAUUCAUACCUACUGCCAUGCGUUCUUGAUCGUGUCUGUGGUAUGGCGGUCCAAUCCUGACGACUGGAUUGCAGUCGUGACCAUGCCUACAUCGUGCGUUGGAUGCUGCAGUCAACAUUCGCGCAUCGUGAAAUCUAUAGAAUUGGGGUGGAGCUAUGGCACCCUUUGAUCAUGAAGAUGGUGUUCUAUGAGCAGUGUGAAC
This is a messenger RNA of Alternaria alternata, 1214 nucleotides long. RefSeq names its product ribosomal protein S3Ae. Lineage: Eukaryota; Fungi; Ascomycota; Dothideomycetes; Pleosporales; Pleosporaceae. The transcript has 3 exons. Gene Ontology annotation, molecular function: structural constituent of ribosome. Gene Ontology annotation, cellular component: ribosome; cytosol. The coding region runs from base 32 to 799 and encodes 255 amino acids. The record is from RefSeq and is a predicted model, not a curated record. Gene Ontology annotation, biological process: translation.